Amoebophrya sp. A120 is the source of this 722-nucleotide messenger RNA. NCBI's taxonomy places the organism in Eukaryota, Dinophyceae, Syndiniales, Amoebophryaceae. The record is from the annotation of a GenBank genome assembly.
AUGAAAAUCAUCAACGUCAUCAUGUUGCUGCAGAGCUUUUUAUCUGCGUCUGGGCUUCACGACUUUCACUUUUCUUCGUGCUCGCACGGCGACGAAGUGCUACCGGUAAGGCAGGCGGCGCUCCUAUCGCCUGGUGUUGCACCUGAGUCAAAUGACAAUGAGUACGCAAACUCCCAAGCAAGCGGAGGGGCUACUGUAGUCGCUACUCCCGGGGAGUUCGAGGACGUAGUUCAAAACCAACGCCUGCGCUGCGUCAGGAUCUUCAAGGGUCGUCCUAACGCGCCAAGAUCAGAAUUGGCCACGUGCGCGCGGUCUCACUCUGUUUGAUGAGGACAUGUCAGAGAAACAAUCAGCCCAGCAACAACCCCAGAAGUAACUCACUAAUGUCGACAAACAAUAGAACAGCUUCCGAAGCGGCGUAGUCUUUUGGACUUUUUCUAUUGUACUUCGAUUUUUUCCGGCCACCCUCGCAAGGAAGUGCAGACCAGAAAGCGACUCUUAUAAAUAGCAUACCUGGCGUAGUGCAGGCUGAUCCACUGACGGUAUAAGUUGACUUGUCAGGAUCAUCAACACGGUAGACAUAGAAAGUGAAUGCCCAUUCGCGACGCCUUUUCACGACUCUGGCGGUCGGUUAGAUUUGUGUAAGCAGCAGCAAGUUGCUCACGGCCGCAGCACUGGCCGCUCGAUUGGUCACAAUGCAUAGCAAUAUCAACAGAAAACCG